This is a messenger RNA of Ostrea edulis (European flat oyster), 2999 nucleotides long. RefSeq lists its product as uncharacterized. The transcript has 9 exons. The record is from RefSeq and is a predicted model, not a curated record. NCBI's taxonomy places the organism in Eukaryota, Metazoa, Mollusca, Bivalvia, Ostreida, Ostreidae. The coding region runs from base 503 to 2026 and encodes 507 amino acids.
GUAAAUAUAAGACCUGCAAAAUCACAGCAAAACUCCUGUCAUGUAGAAAUAUAUCUUUUUUACUUUUUUUCUUACGAAUGGUUGUAAAUUAAUCAGAUUAUUAAAAAAAAAUCAAGUUCAAUAGGACGAUUUACUGAUGAAGUUGAAAAAGAUAACCAUGCCCGCUUGUAUUGUACUCGUAUAAUAAACAUCAAAGAGUCAUUUUAAACGCUACUUUGUAAAACCAAUUACUUAAAGUCGAGUGACUGACACAUUUGAAUAAAAAAAAGAAUAAUUAGAAUAAUCAGAGUUUCCAUAUUUGCAAUAACAGUGGCGGAUCCAGAGAUUUUUUAUUCCAAUGAAUGAUAUUGUAUUUUUUGUUCAACAUGUAGGGAGAGGGUGAAUUAAGUUUUUAUAAACUGUGCCCAAUCCCGUUGUAAUAUUUGAUAUAAAAUAAAUUAAUGAAUUAUAAGAUAAAUCUAAUAACUCAUUUAGUAAAUGAGACAAAGAAAAGAUUAAUGGGAUGUCGAAAAAAAUAUGGUAUGAAUUGAUGAAAAGUGUAAAGGUUGCGUUGCUGAUGGAAAUACCCGCGAAUCCUCCGUCACAUGAUCAAUUUAGCUCAUGCGACUUUUUUAUCAAAUGGAAAAUGGAGGGACGAACUACAGCAUGUGUGAUAUGUGCUGCAAUAGUGAUGAUGACACUUCAAGAUUUUUAUACUUUUGCUAAAAUUAUGGAUGUUGCGCAGUGUCCAAGAUGUCUGAACAAACGUGGAGUUGUAACGUGUAAAACUUACAAGAACAAUUGUGUCAGUGUUUUCCUUAAUCGUGCCAGAACCCAAAUCCGUGAAAUUCGCGUCCCUAUGUGUACUAUCGAUAUUGUGGUCAACAGAAAGUGGGAGUCCCUUACUGACUUUCCAGUAGUGCGGGACAUUAGGGGACAUCAAUGUGCCAGUGUAUUCAAUAUGCCUACUGAAGAGUCCAAGAUGUUGGCCACUACUACAUUACCAUCCACUUCAUCAGCAAAUACACAAGGGAGGGCUUGGAUUGGGCCAGCGUCAUUGAAAAGUACAACUCAAGAUAUGCCUACUGAAGAGUCCAAGAUGUUGGCCAUCUUUACAGUGCCAUCCACUUCAUCAGCAAAUACACAAGGGAGGGCUUGGAUUGGGCCAGCGUCAUUGAAAAGUAAAACUCGAGAUAUGCCUACUGAAGAGUCCAAGAUGUUGGCCACUUCUACAAUACCAUCCACUUCAUCAGCAAGAACACAAGGGAGGGCUUGGAUUAGGCCAGCGUCAUUGAAAAGUACAACUCAAGAUAUGCCUACUGAAGAGUCCAAGAUGUUGGCCACUUCUACAAUACCAUCCACUUCAUCAGCAAGAACACAAGGGAGGGCUUGGAUUAGGCCAGCGUCAUUGAAAAGUACAACUCAAGAUAUGCCUACUGAAGAGUCCAAGAUGUUGGUCAUCUUUACAGUGCCAUCCACUUCAUCAGCAAAUACACAAGGGAGGGCUUGGAUUGGGCCAGCGUCAUUGAAAAGUAAAACUCGAGAUAUGCCUACUGAAGAGUCCAAGAUGUUGGCCACUUCUACAAUACCAUCCACUUCAUCAGCAAGAACACAAGGGAGGGCUUGGAUUGGGCCAGCGUCAUUGAAAAGUACAACUCGAGGGUUACAAUUAUCUACCGAAGAAUUUGACGUGCCUGGGACCGCAGGUGUUUUUGCCUGGGCAGUUGUCACAACACUUGCCAUUAUUCUGAUUGUGAUAAGGCAUCUUUUGCUUUCGAAAAUAAAAUGCUGCUGUAGAAGGCAAGUCAACCAUCUUCCUAGAACACCAUCACCACCUUCAACACCGUGCACUCGUGAAACUGUAGAGCAGAUAAGAAUGCAUUUAUUGCACACACCAUCUUCCAUUGCUACCACCCCCAGCAGUUUAUCGGCGUCAACCCCCAACACAGUAGUUUCAGUAACUCGACCUCUCCUUGGUGAUGAUGACGAUGAACCUAUUUCACAACGUACCAGGGCUAAAAGUGUCGCAAAGAGACUUAGCCUGUAAUUUCUUUACUAGUUUUUCAAAGGGAUGAUAUUACUACGUUUUGAACUUUUUAAUGACUGUGUAGUGUACAAGUUUUGAAAAUGAUAACAGUAAACAGUUUUAUGAAUGUGUAAUCAGUUUAAAGUUGUGCAUUUUUUAUGACAGAUUUUUUUGGAAUUGGAAAAAGCAUAAAGUUUGGGACUUUUUGAACUGUUUAAGUUCCAUUAUUUUUCCUUUUUUUACAAAACAGAUUUGUUAAUGACAUAACAAGUUGAUGACAUUUUACUUUUUUUAAUGAAUGUACAUGUAGUACAGAGCAACGGUAUUGUUUAAGGACAUUGACUCGUUAGUUUUUCCUAUGGUUGCUUUUAAUGUUUUUGUAUUUUUUAUUUUUUUUUUUAUUUUAUGCGACAGUUUGUAUUUUACUUGAAUACUGAUCAAAGGAAAAUUUAAAGUCCUGCCUUUAUUUGCUGAUUAUUAUAAUUUACAUAUGACAGUGAUCAUGUGGUUAUUUUUGGGAUGUGCAAUUGAUGUAAAAUGAUGUUUAAGUUGAUUUUAACUGAUAAAUGUGAUUUACACUUAACAUUGAUCAUUUGCUUAUUAUGAUUGUGAUGUAUAAGUUAUGACAUUAGGGUUAAUUGUUGCAGCACAUAUUUCUAUAUAAUAAUAUUUAAUAUCCAAUAGUUAUAGAGUAUUAUGCUUAAUAUUAUCUACCUGUGAUAUAAUGCUGUUAAUAACAAUGCAGGUUUUAAAUAUUUUUGAACAUUUGUUUAGCUAGAAAUUCUUUUGGUUAGCAACUGGGUUUAAAGAAUAAGUUUGCACAGUUUGAUAUUAAGCAUGUUAAUGUCUAUUUAUAGAUAUUUUUGUCAAUAAGCCAGUAUAUUUCUUAACAUUGUUUUUACCUAAUGUCAUUUCUUUGAAAAUUUGUUAAGUAUUAGGAAAUACUUAAAAUUUUUGUUACAGGAUUUUUGUUAAUAAAAAAGUAUUCUUUCUA